Molecule: messenger RNA, 1317 nt
Organism: Penicillium malachiteum
Lineage: Eukaryota; Fungi; Ascomycota; Eurotiomycetes; Eurotiales; Aspergillaceae
Product: cytochrome P450
Exons: 5
Molecular function (GO): oxidoreductase activity, acting on paired donors, with incorporation or reduction of molecular oxygen; monooxygenase activity; iron ion binding
Source: RefSeq, a predicted model, not a curated record
AUACUCUUUGAUCCAUUGAGCCAAAUUCCUGGACCAUUUCUUGCAAAAUUCUCAUCGCUAUGGGUUGUUUUACAAUGCCGACAAGCAAAGCGUUCAAUUUCAACCCUCCACCAGCAUCGAAUGCAUGGGGAAUUUGUCCGGAUUGCGCCAAAGCAUAUCUCAAUCUCAAACAAGGAAGCAUUGGAAACGAUAUAUGGACACAAGUCUGGAUUUACUAAAGUUGAACCUGCUCUGUUUAAUACCCAAGACGUGCAAGUUCAUCAACGCAAAAGGCGAUAUCUAAGUGCGGCUUUUUCUGCCAAGAAUCUCAAAGAAUAUGAGCCUCAUAUGACUGAACAAAUCUCCAAGUUGAUGCAGUGCUUUAAUCGUCAUACCAAGGAUAAAAAGUCAGCUGAAGUAGACUUCAACGACUACUGUGAAUACGCAGGCGACUAUUCAUUUGGGAAGUCUUUCGGCUUCCUCGAUCAUGAGCGAGACCACCUCAACCUUAUAGCAAUCAUCGAUGCGAGAGGAGAAGUCCUGAACGCACUUGGACACAUCCCACAAUUCCUUCGACCAAUGAUGAAGUACUUCUUCUUGGACUCCUUCUGGCCCAGAGGUCUACGAGCAACCUCAAACCUGGCAUGGAUUGGAAAGAAUGCCUAUUUCCAACGCAGAGACCAAGAGAGCAGCCGAAAGGAUCUCCUCAGUUUUCUCUUCAACGCCAAAGAUCCAGAUACCGAAGCAGCCCUCAGUGAGAACGAGAUAAUCGCCGAGUCAAUCUCUUUCAUUGUUGGCGGAAGCGAUACGACUAGUUCUACCAUGACCAACGUUGUGGAUAUCGUAUCGCGAGUACCUGAGAUUCAGCAGCAACUUCAAAGGGAGCUGGACCAAGCAUUUCCAAGCCCGAUUCCAGGUAAUUGGGUCGCUGACUUUCAGACUGUUAAUCAACUUCCUAUCUUGAACGCUGUUGUUCGAGAGACCAUGAGGUUCAAGCCCACUAGUUCCACCGGCUUGGAACGAGUCACUCCUGCUGGAGGGAAGAUCAUUGCUGGACAAUAUAUUCCAGAAGGAAACCCAGAAGUUUUUGAUAUUUCUCGAUGGACAAAUGGGAGCUCCUCGGAUCUUCUUGAUUCUUUCUUUCCGUUUUCGACGGGACCCCGAGCAUGCAUUGGACGAAAUUUUGCUUGGAUGGAAAUGCUCAAAACGUUGGCAACAAUCUUUAGACUCUUUGAGAUCGAGAGGAUCAAUGAAUUGGAGACAGAGGUACGGGAAGGGUUCUUCGUGAAAAACAGCGAGUGCAAUGUGCGAGUUCGGCCCAGAGAGGCCAGGGAAUGA